AUGGGUCUGAAAGCACUAUUAGCGUUAAAAGCCAGUUACGAGAGAGUUUCCCAAUCUCAGUCGCGAUAUCUGGUACACAACUACGAAAACGGAGCUUUACUGCGGAUCGAACCUGUGAGGCCUGUCCGAGACAACACGAUGUACGAGUGCCUAGCCGAGAAUGGAGUCGGCGACGCCGUGUCAGCGGAGGCGCAGCUCAGAGUCUACGAAGCCGAGAAAAAGUCGAACGAUAAGGCGAAUAUUUAG
Molecule: messenger RNA, 246 nt
Organism: Apis dorsata (giant honeybee)
Lineage: Eukaryota; Metazoa; Arthropoda; Insecta; Hymenoptera; Apidae
Product: tyrosine-protein phosphatase Lar-like
Exons: 4
Coding region: 1-246 (81 amino acids)
Source: RefSeq, a predicted model, not a curated record